ACAAUGUGUGUGUGUGCGUGUGUGUGUUGGGGGUGUAACUGGCGACCCUGCAAGUCGCUCAAGUUUAUCUGGAGGAAUUUGUGCCCAACCAAACUCUUGUGUGCGGGACGGACUGCGCGUCUUGGGCGUUUGGAAAUAAAAUAAUCUCGGUUUGUUCUCAUGAGAGGACGGAGCGGACCCACGCAUAUCCUGACCUCAGCCUUGUCCAGUCGCUAGGGAAUGGCUGUGCGGUCCAGGACAGGCUUCUACCGGCAGGAGGUCAACAAAACCGUGUGGGAGGUUCCGGAGAGGUACCGGGACCUGAAGCAGGUCGGAACAGGAGCCUAUGGGACUGUGUGUUCAGCAUGGGACCGCCGGAUGGGGACGCAGGUUGCCAUCAAGAAACUUCAUCGGCCCUUCCAGUCCAAACUUUUUGCCAAAAGGGCGUACAGAGAGUUGCGACUCCUCAAACACAUGAAGCAUGAAAAUGUCAUUGGGCUAAUGGAUGUUUUCACUGCUGAGAUUGCAUUGGACCGCUUGCGUGACUUUUACCUGGUGAUGCCAUUCAUGGGCACUGACCUUGGCAAACUGAUGAAGCUGGAGAGAUUAUCAGAAGACAGGGUGCAGUUCCUCGUCUAUCAGAUGAUGAGAGGACUCAAGUAUAUCCACUCUGCAGGGAUCAUCCACAGGGACCUCAAACCUGGAAAUUUAGCCAUUAACCCGGACUGUGAGCUAAAGAUUCUUGAUUUUGGCUUGGCGAGGCAGGCCGACGUAGAAAUGACCGGCUAUGUCGUGACACGCUGGUACCGAGCACCCGAGGUUAUCCUCAACUGGAUGCACUACACACAAACCGUGGAUAUUUGGUCGGCGGGUUGUAUUAUGGCAGAGAUGCUGCUGGGAAAGCCGCUGUUCAAAGGAAGCGAUCACCUGGACCAGCUCAGAGAAAUCAUGAAGAUUACAGGAACCCCAGCUGCUGACUUUGUUGUGAAGCUACAGAGCCAAGAUGCCAAAAACUACAUCAGAAGUCUACCAAAAGUGCCAAAAAAAGAUUUGCUCUCUCUUUUCUCCAAAGCUAGCUCAAAUGCAGUGUGUGUCUUGGAAAAGAUGCUGCUCUUGGACCCUGAGCAGAGAGUGAGUGCAUCAGAGGCGCUCGAGCUGCCUUUCUUCAGCGAGUUCAGAGAUGCCGAGGAGGAGACUGAGGCGCUGCCCUAUGAUCAGACCAUGGACAACACAGACCUGCCGCUGGACCAGUGGAAACGUCACACUUUCACAGAGAUACUGACCUUCAGGCCACCCAGGGACUCCAGAGAGACAUCACUUUAAGACACACAUGCACACAAUAUUGCACACACACACACACACACACACACAAAAAUAUUAUUUUCUUGUUGACUUUGUUGUGUUUGUGUAGGAGUAAUGGAUAAUAUUAGUCUGAAUGAAUAAAUGUGAUUUCCUCAGUUGGCAGAGGCUCAUUUAUGUUUUAGUGUGUAUAUGUGUGUGUAUAUGUGUGUGUGUGUGUGUGUGUGUGUGUGUGUGUGUGUGUGUCAGAUUAUGUAUCCAUCAUCCAUAGAUAACAUGGUCAAAUUCAUACUAACUGUGACUGCUUCCUUAAAGUCAGUCUAUCCAUUAUGUAGCUGUUUUCUUUUGUCUGUUUGCUCUUUGAUUUAUUCUGAUAAUAGAGGCAUUUCUGGAACUGAGGGCGAGGUCACCCAUUGUACAGUACCAAGGUUGAAGCUGGGAAUGAAGAAGUGAAUAAUGAUGUCACACACAUCAUAUUAACCACUGCAUGUCCCUUCAUGUAACGAUAAAAAAAAUAAAAUAAUUGUGAAUGAAAAUGGGGUCAACAGAAAUUACUUUUAUUCUCACAGUUUAUUUUAGGUGGAGCUAAGUUAUGACGAUGCCGUGUUAGAUUUUGUUGUAUAUACAGUAUGUGUUUU
Messenger RNA from Sander lucioperca (pikeperch), 1916 nucleotides. Its product is annotated as mitogen-activated protein kinase 12-like. Lineage: Eukaryota; Metazoa; Chordata; Actinopteri; Perciformes; Percidae. The transcript has 12 exons. Gene Ontology annotation, biological process: protein phosphorylation; intracellular signal transduction. Bases 220 to 1302 code for a protein of 360 amino acids. Gene Ontology annotation, molecular function: ATP binding; MAP kinase activity. Gene Ontology annotation, cellular component: nucleus; cytoplasm. The record is from RefSeq and is a predicted model, not a curated record.